AUGGACAACGCUCCUUCACACAUUGUUGCUGACCUGGAACUCAUCAACAUCACGGUCCAGGUUCUUCCUCCUAAUACGACUUCAAAGGUCCAACCCAUGGAUGCUGGGAUUAUUGCCGCAUUCAAGAGGCACUACCGCCGGCUGCAUCUGCAGAAUACCUUGGACCGUGACGAGCGCGGAGAAACCAACCUUUACAAGGUUGAUCAGCUCACGGCCAUGCGUUGGUCGCUGGCUGCGUGGAGCGAGAUUUCCAGUGCCACAAUCGCCAACUGCUUCCGUCAUACGGGACUCAUGGACGGUCCGGCUCUGCCGACUGGUGGGGGUGAAAACGAAGCCGGCACUGUUGGCCAGCAGGCCCAGCAGGAGGCAGCAGCUGCUGCAGUAGAGGAGAAGCGCGUGGAACAGGAUCUUGUUUCGGCGCUGGAAAGGCUUCCGCUCCGCAAUCCCAUGUCGAUCGCUUCUCUUCUCAAUCCGGCUGAGGAGGAGGAGACGGCGCAUGCGGAGCUGACCGAUGCCGAAAUCAUCAAGCUUGUUGAGGAUCCGUAUGGGGAGGAGGAAGGUGCUGCUGAGGCGGAGGAGGAGGUGGAAAAGCAUUCGAAGGCUGAAAAGCUUGCCAGCCUUAGUCUAUCCAUCGCCCUUCUCGACCUUUCUCAGGAGUCCCAUCGUAUAGCUCACCGGACCCUUCGCCAAGUCCAAGCUGAUCUCCGUAGUGCGAGCACCACUCAGGCCACACUUGAUUCCUGGCUGAAGUAG
Molecule: messenger RNA, 753 nt
Organism: Peronospora matthiolae
Lineage: Eukaryota; Oomycota; Peronosporomycetes; Peronosporales; Peronosporaceae
Source: the annotation of a GenBank genome assembly